Messenger RNA from Oldenlandia corymbosa var. corymbosa, 999 nucleotides. The record is from the annotation of a GenBank genome assembly. Lineage: Eukaryota; Viridiplantae; Streptophyta; Magnoliopsida; Gentianales; Rubiaceae.
AUGGGGAAAUCCGGUUGCACUAGUGAUGGCUCUGUGGAUGUCUCCAAAUUCAAUGAGCCAAUGCCGCGGGUUGGUUUGUACAUUGCCGGAGCAUCUGCAGCUUGCGCAAUCGGCAUGGCAGUCGACGCGAUUCACGGCAUACGCUACCGAAAGUUUUGGUUUCCAAGCAAGUUCUUCACCCUGAAUGCCACAACUCUGACUCUUGUAGCAGUGGCCACAAAAUUGUCCGUCGAUUUGAACACGUCGAUGCCAAGGCCGCAGGAUCAGCUCCCGAAACUCAGCAGCACGGUGUUGGUUUGCACCAUGAUGGCGAGUUUCAAGUCGUCUUUAGGUACUACAACGGACAACAAUGAGCUCUUGGCCAACUUGGUGGCACUGGGGAUAUUCGUCGUCACUGUUAUGGUAAACAUCUGUAUCGAAUUAGGUACGGGAGUAAUUUAUAUUUUUUGUAGGGAAUAUGCUGUGAUUCUUGUUGUCAUGUUCACUAUGCUUGCUCUUAAGAUCUCUUCAGCUCUGACAAUUCCUCCCACCAAGAAAUUCUUCGAGAUAAAGAGUAAGGAAAAGCUUCAAUUAGCAAAGAAUGAAUGCAAUGAUGAAAUGAAUCAAAACUCUAAUAAUGCCAGUCGAGAAGUAUGUGAUAAGCUGAAGAAAGAUUUGACGAAAUACUGGAUGAUGGCACACACUUGUGACACGCAAUUCGUGUUAGCAAGAUUAACAACUUGUAGUGCCUCGGGGGCGUUUUGUCUCAUCAGCACAAGCACAUUAACAGAGGCCGCGAUUCGCUGUUACUUCUUUCCUCGGCAGUUUAAAUUUUGUGGUGGCGAGUCCUAUUAUAAUUGGUCGAUCAUGCCGAUUCUGAUUACUCAAUCUAUGGCAAUUGGAAUGGGUACAUUGGCUCCAGCUUCCAGAUACUUUGCGACCAUCAAUUUUGUUGAUGAUCAAAGGCCUGUUAGAACAAGAAGAGAACCUGCCAAGUUAAAGGAUGCCAUUAGAUAUUAA